AUGCCUCCAGAUGUGUAUACCUCCCGGAGUGCUACCAACAGCUCAGGGUUUCAGGUGUCUGAGUUCGUCCUGCUGGGGCUCCCGGGCAUUCACGAGUGGCAGCACUGGCUCUCCCUGCCGCUGGCUCUGCUCUACCUCUUAGCCCUCAGUGCCAAUCUCCUCAUCGUGAUCACCAUCCACCAUGAGCUUAACCUGCACCAGCCCAUGUACCAAUUGCUUAGUGUCCUGGCUGUAGUGGACAUUGGCUUGGCUACGACCAUCAUGCCCAGAAUUCUGGCCAUCUUCUGGUUUGAGGCCAAGGCCAUUAGCCUCCCUGAGUGUUUUGCUCAGAUCUACGCUGUCCACUGUUUUAUCAGCAUGGAGUCAGGCGUCUUCCUCUGCAUGGCUGUGGAUCGAUAUGUAGCUGUCUGCCACCCACUCCAGUACCCCUCCGUCGUCACUGGAGUUUUUGUGGUCAAAGCCGUGGUGUUCAUGGUGCUUAGGAAUGUCCUGCUAACCAUCCCAGUGCCUGUACUGGCUGCCCAGAGAUGCUACUGCUCCAAGAACGAAAUCGAGCACUGCAUGUGCUCAAACCCGGGGGUCACUGGCUUGGCCUGCGAUGACAUCACCAUCAAUAGGUUUUAUCAGCUGGCUUUGGCGUGGGUCAUUGGGGGAAGUGACAUGGCUCUAGUCUUUAUUUCCUACGUUCUGAUCUUUCGCUCUGUGCUGAGGCUGAACUCUGCUGAGGCAAUAGUCAAGGCUCUGAGCACCUGCAGCUCUCAUCUCAUCCUCAUCUUCUUUUUCUACACAACCAUUGUUGUAGUGUCCAUAGCCCAGCUGGCCGGAAAAGCCGUUCCCAUCUUCCCUGUCCUUCUCAACGUGCUUAACAUUGUCAUUCCCCCAGCCCUUAACCCCAUGGUGUAUGCUCUGAGGGCCCAUGAGCUCAGAGUGGGCUUCCGGAGGGUGCUUGGGUUACAUGAGAAUGUGCUCCAGAAGUGA
This is a messenger RNA of Phacochoerus africanus (Common warthog), 978 nucleotides long. Its product is annotated as olfactory receptor 688-like. Bases 1 to 978 code for a protein of 325 amino acids. The transcript has a single exon. Gene Ontology annotation, molecular function: olfactory receptor activity; G protein-coupled receptor activity. Gene Ontology annotation, cellular component: membrane. NCBI's taxonomy places the organism in Eukaryota, Metazoa, Chordata, Mammalia, Artiodactyla, Suidae. The record is from RefSeq and is a predicted model, not a curated record. Gene Ontology annotation, biological process: G protein-coupled receptor signaling pathway.